AUGGGGUCCCCAUCAAAGCCAUGUAGCCCUUUGGCUAAGGCCAUUGACGAGUUCCUGGAGGAAAUGAAGGUUCGCGACCGAAAGGGGCGAUUCUACGAAGAAGUCCUAAACUCCAGAGCUGUCAUGGCGAUUUCCGAAGGCCAAAGAGGAGUGGACGAAUGCGCGGGGAGAUUGACAGAAUUCGUCAAACAGAUCGAGCAGCGAGGAUAUUCCUCAAAGACCACCAGACUCCUUCGGGCGAUCGACCCUUUCAUGGAUGGGAUACAAAACCUGAUGUCAGCUUGCCAGACUAUCAUACAAGCAAGUCCAUCUGCAGUCGGCGUAGUGUUUACUGGCGCGCAGCUUGUCUUACAGCUGGCGCAGAAAAUGGGCAAGGCGUUCGAUGUCAUAACCGAAGCGAUGGCGGAGAUCGGUGCUUCUCUCAAGUGCUAUGCCAAGUUCGCAGUGGCUUAUGAGACUUCUGGAGAAGUUUGCGAGAGGCUUGUGGCCUCAUACAAAAACAUUGUCGGUUUUUGGGCCACAGCAACGAAGCUUCUCGACCAAAACCUCAUUAUUGGCACACUUAAAAAUAUCCUGCAUCCUCUCGCAGACGAGAUUCAGAGUACACUGGACUCCAUGCGUCGAGAUUGUAGCAGGGUAGAAUCAAUAGCCCAUGCUGAAGAAGCUCUGCGCGCCAACGAAGAGAGGAAAAGACUGAAAGUGGAGCAUGAAGAGAAAUUGAAAAAUGGUAUUCGCGACUGGAUCAGCGGGGGGGGAUGA
Molecule: messenger RNA, 759 nt
Organism: Penicillium brasilianum
Lineage: Eukaryota; Fungi; Ascomycota; Eurotiomycetes; Eurotiales; Aspergillaceae
Source: the annotation of a GenBank genome assembly